UUAUAAAAUUGAUGCAUGUGUUUUUUCACCUAAUGGUGAACAUAUUGCCACUUAUUCUUCAGAACAAGGGAAAAUUCAAAUAUGGAAAUUUGAUGAAGAAGAAAAUUCACAACUUUUUUGGCAAUCAGGACCUUUACAUUCUGAUUUAAAACCUAGGGAUUAUUGGCAUAAAAGGAAAAGUUUCGCUCCCGCUUUUCCAUCUGGGAUAUAUAUGUCAAAUGUAGAUUUUGCUCUUUGUAAUGAUGCCAAAUUUGUUGCAUUAAGCGCCAUAAAAUUGCCUCAAGAUGAAGAUGAACCUACACCUUUUGAAUUAGUUAAUCCUCCUUCUAACAGAAAAGAUGAUGUAUUAUAUACUUGUGUAAUGAAAACUCAACAGUUUAGACCAGUUUUUCGAAGAGAUCUCAGAAAAUUAAAAGGUUCAAUAAAAUUUACGGAUGAUGGUAAAUCAUUUGUUGUAUGUAAUGUAGAACAUGACUAUCUUAACAGUAAUGGAGGAAAUUUUGUUUACGUCUUUUCAACAAAUCAUUGGAGAGUUCAACAUAAAUUAAUUGUUAAUAUAUUUGCUGCUUCACUUCGAGUGAUUCCUCAUCCAUGGAUACAAAUAAAGAUAGUUAAGUCGGCUCUCUUGCAAGUAACUCGUUUUAAAUGUAAUCAAAAAGAUUCUUUUCUGGAUGCUGAUGCUUCACCAACUCUCUUUUCAUUGUCUCACAAUAAAAAAAUGUUGGCAACUUGGACAUCAAAAGGAAUUUUGACAAUAUUUUUAUGUCAAGGUGGACUUAUAUUUUCCUCAUCUAUCUCUGAUACAACAUCCCAGGAAAAAAGUGGAAAUGAUUCAAUAAAAAAAGAGUUAUUAUGGUUGGAAGACGAUGAACAUAUUAUGACAAUUAAUGCAAAUGAAACGGAUGAUCGACAUUUUUUACAGAUUUGGAAUAUACAUACUUGUCAAUCGAUCAUUUCUCACGAUAAUCUUGAAAGGAAUUUUUUGUUUGAACCAAAUGGUGCCGACUUUUAUAUAACUUAUAAAGAUUCGAAACUAAAAAUGCAUAGUGUCUCAACACCAAUAUCUAAAAAUCAAAAACCUAUGGAAAAUUUACAAUUAAAACUUAUAGGAAAUCAUCGUUAUGCUGUAGAUGGAUUUACCAAAAUUUAUUCUUAUAACAAGAAAAUAUUAUACGAAUGUGAUGCUGAGAAAGAGAGGGAAAUUGAAUUACACAAUGAUCAUCCAAUCGUUAAUAUUCAUAUAGAACCAUGGCUCAUAUUUACACCAGUUAAAUCAGGGUUUUGUUUAGAUGAAAAGAAAGAACGUGUUGUUUAUAUUGGACAUUAUACUGUACAAAUCUGGGUUUUUAAAUCUGGUCAGGAACCCGAAUUACAAUAUAUUUGGUGUAAACCAGUAAAAAAUAAAGGGAGUAAAGAAUUAAAGGAUAGAACCAUAUAUGCAACUAUUGAAGAAGCGAGACUACGAAGAGAUCCUGAGGGGAUAUAUAUGCUGAAGCUUUAUUGUGAAAUAGAAGAACGUGAUAAAAGAAGUUUUUCAAAGUUUACUAUUCAAAACUCGAGUAAUUAUCCAUUUGAAUAUAAUAUUGAAGAACCCAGAGAACGCGAAAGAAAUCUCAGUGCAGUUGAUCAAGCAGCAACAUUUGAAUUCGAUUUAAUUCUUCCCCAAGAAAAUGAAAAGGCCACAUUUGAAAUAAUAGCUAAUGCAUCGACAGCUUUAGGAUAUCUCAGUUUUGUUGAAAAUAGAUAUCAAAUUCAAAUUAGUUCAGGAAAAAUUAAUGAACACUUUAAAAGAUUACUUACUAAAUGUCAAGCAAUAAUUAUUAAUUCCAUGUAUCAAUAUUCAUAUAUAUUUAAUCAAAUUAUUGACGGACAAUCACCUUUAGAGAUAUUAAUUAAAGCAGAUUGUAUAUAUGCAGAUAGGUUGAUUAAAAAAUUUCUUGAAACCAAAAAUCAUAUUCCACAAUUUCAUGAUGAAGAUAUGACAAAGUCUGCUUUAUUAAGAGCAAUUCAUCUUGGCAAAACUGAUGUUGUAUAUUCAUUAUUAAAAUAUUAUUGUAAACGCGCAGAAGAAAAUCCAAUUUCUUGGACUUUAACAAUUGUUCCUGCAUUAAGUACAUUGAGAGAAGUUUAUCCAGAUUUUGCUUUAGAUUUUUUCAAGAGAAUCAGUUACAUGCCAGUUAAAGAUGAAGUUAUUAGAAGUGAUCGAGAAGAACUUUUUGCAUUUUCGAAAAUAGAAGAACUUAAUCGUGAAGUUGUUGAAACAUUUUGGCAAAAAGUAAAAACUUGGUGGUUAAAGAAUGAAAAAAAUUGGGAUAAACGAAUAGAGGAUGCUACAGAAUUUGUACGCAUUCCAAAUAAGACGCAUCCUGCAAGAGAAUGUGUGGUACCCCUCCCUGAUUUUACAGUUUACAAAAGAACACCCAAAAGCUUACAAAAAUCAAUAAUUGAAGAAGUUUUAUCAACUCGAUAUGAACUAUUUGAAACACCAGCAAUGGAAGCAAUCAUAAAUUUCAAGUGGCGUAAAUUCGCAAGAUUUCGAUCUUCUUUAAUUCUAUUAGGUUACAUGUUUUAUACAAUCUUAUUUAUGGUUGAAAUUUUGCAAAUGAUGGGACAAUUAGUAGAUUAUUGGUUUAAUAUAACUAAUUAUUUAGAUUUGGCUAGAAGUAUUUUUCCAAUUAUUGUAGCAAAGAAAAUUAUAUUUAAUGAAUCAAUAGGUGAUGGAUUUAUCGGAGCAUCUAUGUUCGUUAUUUAUAUUAGUUUGAUAUUACAUUUUCGAGUAUUUAGAGUAUUUGGGAUACCAAUAUAUAUUGUUGUAGAAAUAUUUAGAAAAGUUUUGUGGAUUGUUAUAAUCAUGGGAUUGAUGGUGUUUUCAUUUGCACAUAUAUUAAAUAUUAUUUUAAGAGACAGAAUAAAUAAUAAUUAUAAAGAAUUUAAAAAUUCACUUGUUUCUGUAUUUUUUAUUAUGAUUGGACAAUUUGAUUCUGUUACAGAAACAAAAACCACUGGUAAACGAGCUUGGCUUAAACAAAAGGCAGAGAAAAGUGAACUUAAUGAUAAAAGUCAUUCUCUUGUUCUUGCAAAUUCGGAAUUUAAUCACUUUGAACAUGAAUCUGAAUCAACUACGAAACUUCAACUUUAA
Messenger RNA from Diversispora eburnea, 3139 nucleotides. Lineage: Eukaryota; Fungi; Glomeromycota; Glomeromycetes; Diversisporales; Diversisporaceae. The record is from the annotation of a GenBank genome assembly.